UUAUUCAUUCAUUGGCAUUAGCUUUUCUAUAAAGUGCCUUACUAAAAGGAGGCAUAGACAGCAGCCUACAGAGUUAGAUACAUACAAACCCACAGCGGAGUUCACCUUGUCUCAUCGUCAUCUGCUGUGGUUACAAUUAUCCACUUCUCACACCUUUUUUGUGGCUUUUUGGGCCUUUAUUUUUCCUGAUAGGACAGUAUGAGAGUAGACAGGAAGUGAACGGGAGAAAGAGAGAAGGGGGAAGGAUCGGCAAAUGACCCAGGCCGGAACCGAACCUGGGUCGGCGGCGUAGCAGCCCAGCACCCUACCAAUAGAGCCACGGUAGGGGCUGUCUCACAACCCACUAUACACCUUCUCUCGCCUUUUACCCAAAGUGUCUUACAUAGGGAGGCAUAGACAGCAACCUACAAAGUGUGGUGACGUACAAACUGCAGCAGAGUUCCCUGUCUCUCAUCGUCGUCACCUGCUGCUGCUGCUGCUAUAGCGAUGAGGCGUGACCGCUUCAUGGUGGCCUCGGCGCUGGCCUUCUUCCUGGCCGCGGACAUCUACUUCGUGCUGUUGCCCCGCCUCAAGGAGUGGUACCUGUUGCCUCGCGACAGGUGCGCCUGCCUGGGUCGCCAUGCCAAUGCUAACACCAACGGUAACGGCACCUGGGCAGCUAACGGCACCGGGAUGGGGCCGGCGGCGGGGGCAUCCAGGCUGGCGAGGCUGUUCGGCCACCCGCUGUACAACAUGCGACUGCCGGAGAUGAGGGGAGGGGAGGUGCUGCUGGAGCAGGCGGACCUGAUGGAGUAUUACAGGAAGAAGGUGGCGCGCUGGGAGAGGCAGCUGAAGUACUACAGCGACGCGGCCCAGGCCGCCAACCUGUCACUGCCCCCGCAGCCCGUGACCUUUGACCCCGAGGCCAGCUGGUUGAAAUUCCACCUGGGCAUCAACCGCUACGCGCUGUACACCCGAGACGACCCCGGCAUCGCCCGGCUGCUGACGGACAUGCAGAGCAACGGCGUCAUGAGCGCAGAUUAUACCCAGGAUGAGAAAGCUCUGAAAGGGCUGUGUGACUGCACUCAAGUUGUGAAGCCAAGUGGACAUCACCUGAAGCUGGCCCUGAAGUUCCAGGACUUUGGCAAGGCCAUGUUCAAGCCCAUGAGGCAGGAGAGGAGUCAGGAGACCCCUGAGGACGUCUUUUACUUCGUGGACUUCCAGAGACACAACGCCGAGAUCGCCGCCUUCCACCUCGACAGGGUACUGGACUUUCGGAGAGUUCCACCUGUCGCUGGGCGAUUCAUCAACGUCUCCGGGGAGAUUCUACAUGUGACUCGGAACGAGGAACUGAGAAGUGUUUUCUUCACCUCUCCAGCAAACAACACCUGCUUCUUCGCCAAGUGCCUGUACGUGUGCAAGACGGAGUACGCUGUGUGUGGCCACCCGGACCUUCUGGAGGGUUCCAUGUCUGCGUACCUGCCCGGCCUCAGCAUCGCCCCGCGCAUCUCCAUCCCCAACCCCUGGAUACGCUCCUACUCCUUCACUGGCAAAGAAGAAUGGGAGGUGAACCCCUUCUACUGUGACACCAUCAGAAGGAUGUACCCCUAUAACUCUGGCAACAGGCUGCUCAACAUCGUCGACAUGGCCAUCUUCGACUUUCUCACAGGGAACAUGGAUCGUCACCACUAUGAGAUCUUCACUAAGUUUGGUGAUUCUGGAUUUCUCCUUCAUUUGGAUAACGCCAGAGGGUUUGGCCGUCACUCCCAUGAUGAGCUGUCUAUCCUGGCUCCCCUCACACAGUGCUGCGUCAUCAAGCGCUCCACCCUGCUACGUCUGCGUCUGCUGUCCCAGCCCGAGUUCCGCCUGAGUGAGGUGAUGCGUGAGUCGCUGGACGGGGACCUGCUGCGUCCGGUUCUGACCGACCCGCACCUCCUGGCUCUGGACCGGCGCCUGGACAAGGUGCUCCGGGCCGCGCAGCGCUGCGUCCGCAAGCUUGGCGAGGGCCAGGUGGUGGUGGCCGACUUUGCGGAGGUGCCUGAUGACGACGAUGGUGGUGACGAUGGCCCCACGACGCAAACGCCAAAGCAGCCCCCUCCGCCAGCCCACCGUCCACCCUCCCAUCCCCCACCUCCGUCAGCGCCACCGGCCGCACCACCAGCACCACCGUCCAGAAGCAGGUGAUGACGGAUGGACGGAUGGAGGAAGGUGAAUGGGUGAAGGAGUGGGGAUUGGAGAUCCACAAACACGACCAACUACAAGGGGCCACAGAACAAAGUGUGAUGUUCAGAGAACUCCAGCAAGAUGAGGAGUUUAAAUGGAGUUGAGGGUUGUGUGGCGAACAUGAACGGGAAGAAACAUGAGGAAUACAAGAAAUGUGCUCAGAGAGCGCAUGCACCUCCUCCCCUCUGAUGGACAGAAACACACAUGCACCUGAAACAGAGGAAGUGGUUGAAUGGGUGAAGGAUGUUGGGAAUUGGAGAUCCAUAAUGAAGUGACAAUGGUGGAAGACAUGACACUGAGGAAGGAGGUGAAUGUGUGAAGGCAGGGAAGCCGACAAGGGGGGGACAAAGGGGUCAGUUGUGCCGGGCCCAGGGAGAGGAGGGGACCAGGAUUGGGUCCUCAUUACAUUGUAUGUUUUGAGUGGGGUGGGGGCUUUCAGUUGACUUUGCUCUGGGCCCUGGCAAAAGCUGUCAGUGGCCCUGGGUGAAGGAACUUGGGGAAAUGGAGAUCCACGAUGAUGACCUAAACUGUGAAAGAGAAAUGAAAAGAUCAUGCAAGGUCAAGACUUUGUGAAGACUCAGCUUUCUGUGACAGCUCACAAUUGGCCGGCGUAUGACAUCUUGUGUUCUCGGGAGGAAAUCGUUUGGAUGUGGAAAAGCUUUCAAUGAGGAAGUGGAACACGUGACACUCGCUCUACAAUGUGCAGUGAUGAACACAAAUACAGGACCUACAGACCAACGUGUGAUGUUUAGAGAACUUCACAGAGAUGAUAAGUUUAAAUGAAGUUGAGGGUUGUAUGGAGAAUAUGAACUGGAAACAUGAGUAAUAUGAGGAACUAAAAAUGUGCUGAGAGAGCGCUUGCACCUCUGCCCUCUGGUGGACAGAAACACACACGCACCGUGAAUGAAAGCAUUAACAUACGAACGAACACACAAAUCAGGAAAUCACGUAACGUCCUUGGCAGAGGUAACAGUCUGGGCCAAUAGCAAGGGGUUAAAGAGCUGUCGGUAGAUGAACAUGGACAUUCAGGGGUACCAAACCAAACUGCUCUGACCACUACACCAAAGAGCCAGGCUAGUUAACGUGAUAGAGCACACCCACAACCCUAGUGAUGGUCACUCCAUCACAGGACCAAAGAUAAAACUCUGAUGAUCAGCCGGCUUCAGGAGCGUGCUGCUUCAGGUCAAAGGUCAGAGUUAUAGUUCAGAGGCCCAACAGGAAGAGACUGCAUAACCGGGCAAACACACCGUCCAGCAGCGAUACGAUGAAGUGACAGAGAAUCGCUAGACUGGACUCCGUUUCUCGAUUCUUGUCGUUGCUAACCGUCUUAAGUCGGUCUUGAGUUGGUCGUAAGUUGCUCUUGAGUUGGUCUUAAGUUGGUCUUCAGUUGGUCUUUAGACGCAAGACCAACUUAAGAACAACUUAAGAACAACUUAAGACCAACUCAAGACCUUGGUUACAACGUUGGUCUUAAGAACGAACAAAAUGGCUAAAGUCGUUAGCAAAGGGAAACGACCCCCUGUGUAGCAAGAGAGAUACGAGCGAUAGAAGUGACUGAGUACGCCAGUUUAAAAGCAGAGCAAAAGCAUUCCGACAUUCCAAUUGACUCUGGCGGCUGUCAUCGAACAGCAUCAUAGCUUAUUUGCUUAAUAUUUCUAACUACAAACUGUCGCUCAAGUCGCUUGAGUCGCCUCUAGUCACCCAAACAGCUUUUGUGUUUUCUGUCGCCAGCGACUCAGUACAAAGUCAAUUACUUCCGUCGGCGGCCUAUUCGUGCAGUAUGUAGUCUGGAUUGAACACCUCUCCUGAGCGAAGACUCCUAGCAGCUGCUUCCCAACUCCUCACAUGCAAGCACAUGGUCAUGAGCAUGGAGACAACAGAAACAGACAGAGGUGGAGCUGUCUGUAUUCAUGUGUGGAGAGAAUUAGGGAGGACGGGGCUUGAGAGAGAGAGAAACAGAGAUUGGAGGGGCAGAGAGAGAAGCUUUGAACCAGAAAGAGAAGAAAUGAGCUCCCAUGUUCCUCAGACAGCUGGCCAAAUAGCUGGGAGCAGUGCUAUAAGGACCAUCAGCUACUCAGCUGACAAAUGAAACUGGAUUUCCUAAGUCGAUGGGAUGAGAGAAAAACGAAAGACCGAAUCAUUAGCAUUCUGCUUGGAAGGCAAUGCAACAUGUACAGUAUGGAUGUUCACAGUUUUUUAAUGGGACGAGGUUUUACACCAAACAUAGGCCUACUAUCCAUGUUGCCUGGUUACCAACAGACCUAAUCACAAGUGAGAUGUCUUUCAGAUCUGAACGAUUGUGUGUAGAGCUAAAGGCAGCAUUGGAUAAAUAAUCCCAGCCCAGGCUACUGUACGUGUAGUGCAAGUAGAAAAUGGAGCAGGUCGACACUGGCUCUACUCUAAUGAGAAAGAAAACGGAAUUCUUUUAGUUCAUUAGGAGAUUUUUCAGUUCAGAGAUCCGUGAAAUGGAUGUAUGGGGAGGAGAGAGUUCAAGGCAAAAAGGAAAGCAUUUGACUGUGCGCUGUGCACAUGCCUGUGCUUGCUUUGCACACACAUACAGUACACACUCGCAGGGAAGCUGACAGGGGUGGACAAAGAGGGGAGUUGUCCCGUCCCCAGGUAGGCAAGGGGCCCAUAAUUGGGUCUUCAUUAUUACAUUGUAGUAUGCAUUUAGUGAGGGGGCCCUUUCAGAUGACUUUGUCCUGAGCUCAGCAAAAGCUGUCAGUGGCCCUGCACACUCGCUCUCUGAGUUCUUGCCAAACCCCAGCAGCUAAAAUGGGGCAGACAACAAUUCCUGCACUCACUUAAAAAUAAACUUCCAAAUUUCCCCCCAAGUCAUCUGAAAGACACACACACACACCACAAACAAACACACACGGCACACACGGCACACACACACACACACACACACACACACACACCACAAACAAACACACACGGCACACACGGCACACACACACACAUGUCUAAAAACAGAAACAGCUAGCUUGGUGUGUGUGUGUGCGUGUGUGUGAGUGGAUAGUGCUUAGAUGGAGAAUGGAGAAUGGAGAAUAGUGAAUGCCUCUUAACACGCUCUUAGUCUGUGAAAUAUUGUUAUUGUGGCAAACUAACCCCACAUAACUACAACAAGAGGGUGGGGCCGCUAAGCGACUUGUGAGUGCCUAUGGUGUUGGCAUGGUGGUAAGUAACGGUCAGUCUCACAUCUGAAGCCCAAACGGCUUCGUAUGUUCUGUAGGUACGUAUCUUACUGGCUCAUAGGCUUGAUGGUGUUUUUGUGGUUCUUCCCGUUCUCACACGCUAUGUCUGACUGUGGCACACAAAUAGGACACGUCAACAUAGAGAGAGAUACAGAGAGAGAGAGAGAGAGAGAGAGAGAGAGAGAGAGAGAGAGAGAGAGACAAAGAGAGAGACAGAGAGACAGAGAGAGAGACAGAGCAGGAGAAAGGAUUAAAGGUUAGACAAUGAGACAAACAAAGAGAGUUCUAGAAACCACAACACAAGUACAAUGGUGAUUGUAAAAAGCAAGCUACAGAGACAGGCAGAAAUAGUUUCAUGAAAGUUAUGCAGAAAGGAAGAAAGAUGGAAGAAUGAGGCUGCAGAAAGAGCACGAGAGAGAGAAACAAAGAAAGAAAGAGAUAAGGUGACAAAAAGUGAGACAGACAAAGCACAGUAAUGAUGGCGUGGCUGACUAUUAUUUUAUGUGGGUCUAGCCUUGGCAAAGUGUUACCUGUGAAGCGCUGUCUCACACACAGUGGCACUUAAAGGCAGUUUACUCACUCUAAUUGUAGGCCUGUGCAUUCGUAAUGGUCCUGACUAUUAUGACUGAACUGUGCAACAUUUGACAUCUAUAUACAAUACGUGUCUGCGUGUGUGUGUGUGUGUGUGUGUGUGUGUGUGCUCACAAUGCACGCAUGCAAGCAGCUUUUCAGGGCAAUAUCAUAUAAUCACAACUCAUUCUAUUUUGCAAGUUGAAGAUUGUAUUUUUCAUGCUGACAUUACGCUAUGGGAAAUUAAUAUGCAAAUGUAAUGAUUUAAUGUAUGCUUCUGUGAAUAGUUAAAUAUGUAAAUAUUAAGUCUGGGUGAUUAAGUUUUAUAAAUGGAACAAUACUUAUUUUGUUAAAUGUUCUCAGGUGUACAUUUAUAGAUUGAGUGUAGAUUACUUUGUGGUCACUGCAACAUCUCAGGCAUCAGACACUUCCUGAGGAAAACUUUCCUGUUGUUGAUUUAUUAUUAAGUCUAAUUUGUCUGCUUUCUAUGGAAAACAAAGGGUUCUUUCUUUCUGCCAAUUUAUAAAUCUAAAAAAAGACCUCAUAAAGAGAGACAAGAAAAAACAAACGUGGAAUUCUGAAUUAUGUGCACAUUGUAAAUUGUGUUUACAGGGCAUAAAAUGGGAAAAUGUGUAAUAAAUGUGUUUUGUGAAUUUCA
This is a messenger RNA of Engraulis encrasicolus (European anchovy), 6627 nucleotides long. It is a transcript of the gene fam20a, whose product is annotated as FAM20A golgi associated secretory pathway pseudokinase. The record is from RefSeq and is a predicted model, not a curated record. The coding region runs from base 487 to 2163 and encodes 558 amino acids. The transcript has 14 exons. NCBI's taxonomy places the organism in Eukaryota, Metazoa, Chordata, Actinopteri, Clupeiformes, Engraulidae. Gene Ontology annotation, cellular component: Golgi apparatus. Gene Ontology annotation, molecular function: protein serine/threonine kinase activator activity. Gene Ontology annotation, biological process: enamel mineralization.